CCACCUCCUCCGGCUGCAGCGGGCGAGGACUCGUCCGGGGACAUAAAUAAAUAAAUAAUUCCAUUCACCCGGUGACAGUGAGGCGAACCGGCGGCGGCCGGCGGGAAACGGAUCGCUGCAGCGCCCACCCUGUGCCGGAGACCAGGAGUCACUCUUAAGAUGUGAUGCUUUCCUGUGAAACCUUAGACACAGGAAUCUUGGCAACCAAAGGACUCUAGGACUCUGUGCCAAUAGAGCUGCUUUAUAAUCCAGAGUCUGCUCUACCUCUCUUCCUUUGUAUUGCCUUCAAAUAUCACACUUCAAGCAAUAGUGACAAGGCUUAACAAUAUCACACAUUAUCCAAAGAAAUCUGUUCAAGUGAGCGUCUGUCAACAGGUUACUUGAAUUCCAAAUAGAGGAGUGGAAAUGCCACCCCCAGCAGGUGCGCCACCGCUGCAUCCACCUCCUGAUGGAGGAUGGGGCUGGGUUGUGGUUGGAGCAGCUUUUAUCUCCAUUGGAUUUUCUUAUGCAUUUCCCAAAGCUGUCACAGUUUUCUUCAAAGAAAUUCAGCUAAUAUUCAACACUACCUACAGUGAAAUAGCAUGGAUAUCAUCCACUAUGCUAGCUGUUAUGUACGCAGGAGGUCCCAUAAGUAGUGUUUUGGUGAAUAAAUACGGUAGCCGGCCAGUGGUGAUGGUAGGAGGUUUGUUAUGCUGUUUGGGAAUGGUCACAGCCUCUUUUAGUACCAGCGUAGUAGAGCUUUACAUCACCAUGGGAUUCAUUUGCGGUUUAGGUCUAGCCUUCAACCUGCAACCCGCCUUAACAAUCCUUGGCAAGUACUUCUAUAAGAAACGGCCUAUGGCGAGUGGCCUCGCAAUGGCAGGAAGUCCUGUUUUCCUAAGUACACUGGCUCCUUUCAAUCAGUACCUCUUUAAUACUUAUGGCUGGAAAGGAAGCUUCUUAAUUUUGGGAGGUUUAUUGUUGAACUCCUGUGUGGCUGGGUCCCUUAUGAGACCUGUUGGACCCAAACUAACUACUAAGAAGUCUAAAAAUAAGGUUGAUAUAAGAGCGACUGAUUCAGGCAUGAAGAAAAGACAUAAGAAGAAGUCAAUAUGGGCAAAAAUUGUUAAGUAUUUAGAUUUCUCCCUUUUUAAGCAUAGGGGAUUUCUGAUAUACUUAUCUGGAAAUGUCAUUAUGUUUCUGGGGUUCUUUGCCCCCAUUAUAUUCUUGGCUCCAUAUGCUAAAGACAAAGGAAUUGAUGAAUAUUCUGCAGCUUUCUUGCUGUCUGUUAUGGCUUUUGUUGAUAUGUUUGCCAGACCUACCGUAGGAUUCAUUGCAAACACCAAAUUAAUCCGACCCCGAAUCCAGUACUUCUUCAGUUUUGCGGUUUUGUUCAAUGGAUUGUGUCAUCUCUUAUGCCCGUUGGCUGAGGACUACCCAAGCCUGGUGGUGUAUGCUGUAUUUUUUGGCCUUGGAUUUGGGAGUGUUAGCAGUAUCCUCUUUGAAAGUCUCAUGGACCUUGUUGGUGCUCAAAGAUUUUCCAGUGCUGUGGGUCUCGUCACAGUUGUGGAGUGUUGCCCCGUCCUUCUUGGUCCUCCUCUUGCUGGUAAAUUGGUGGAUGAAACUGGACAAUAUAAAUACAUGUAUGUGGCCUGUGGAGCUAUUGUAGUCCUAGCCAGUGUGUGGCUGCUCAUUGGCAAUGCUAUAAACUACAGACUGCUCGCAAAGGAAAAGAAGUUGAAAGAGACAACAAAGAAAAUACAUACACCUGAGUCCCAAGAAUCUGAAUCCUUGAAGACAUCCAAAAGUCAUGAUGUUAAUGUCAAAAGUAUCAAAAGUCAAAAGUCAAAAGGAUCAGGGGUUAAUCCCUCAGAAAGAGAAACUAAUAUUUAACAAGAAUCACAUCUCUAAUUUCAGUGUUUAUGACUUUCUUAGGAGUAUUUUUUUUCAACAUAUUAGAAGGUUUUUAGUUGAAAUGAGGAGUCAUAAUUAAGUAUGGAAAAGAGAUUUUCCUUAAUGGCAAAAUUUUUUAAAGUUUGUUUUUAAAACUUAUUUGGGCAGUUAAGUUUUAAGAUUAUGCAUAUAAAGAAUUCAUGCAAUGGGUUUAUUUCCAUACAUGGCUCUGGUUGCGGUAGUUAACAUGAUUUUGAAGUCUUCCAGUGACUUCCAUCUUGGUUAUAGAGAUCUGAAUCCCAUACCACUGGUUUAAGUAGUUAGAAGGAGUAUGUUUAAUCCUGUAAGACUAUCCUCUCCACGUUUCAUUUUUUAUUUGAUAUUAAAGUGUGAAAUGGAAUUGAAGGAAAUGAAUUUUUCCCAAACAUACACACACUGACUUUCACACAUUUAAGAACAAGCACACAGGGCAUUUGGAGAAAAAAGACAAGUUCAAAAAGAAUAUUAUCACUGCAUUUUUUUGAAUCCAUGGAGAAAAAAGAAAUGUGUUACAUCUGCAUACUACUUUACAGUGUGGAUUUUAAAGAUAAGAACAUGGGUGAAAAUGAGGGUGGCCUUAAUUUGAAAAUACAACUAACUGCUGUAAAAAAAAAAAAAAAAGCAUAUGCAUAUAUGAAAUAAAUUUGAAAAAACUCCAUUUUAAACCAUUAUUUCUGAGCACUGUCCUAUUUGAUUCAUACAUGCACAUGAUUUCUUUGAGGAGGAUCACCAGUACCUGGUGCUAGUGAAUAAAACCCUCAAAUAAUUUUCAGAAUUUACUAAUAUGUAAAUCAAAUUAAAAGCCUAAAUGACUCCUAGCAAUGAGCUGUCUAUUGAUUUUAAAAGGAUGUUAGUUAGUAAUCCAGAAAGUAAUAACCAGGGACUUCUUUUAACCAAAUUCAAUCCAGACUCGCUGUUAUACUGAGACAUCAAAGUGGAAUCAACCGGAAUCCUGGUUGACAGCCUUACAUAUAGGCAAAAUUUUAAUUUUUCCCAACAUAUAGUGGUGAUCAGAGGGUUACUGUUAUGAGUAAUCCACCUGAAUAAAGCUAAGAGUGGGAGGUGCUUAUAGUGAGCCCUCGAAGCUCUCUCAUUUCCCUCUCCUCCAUGACAAGCAAAAGCAAAAACCAGAAAUCCAAACAGGCUUUUUACUCAGCCACUGAACAUAUCUCAUAUUAUAGGAAAGGUAGCACUUGAAAAUUCCACCCUCUACCGAUGAGCUUUCCUGCUGCCUGUGGGUAUAACUAAACCAAGAGACUUAAAAACUGCUUCUAGAGCUGGAGGUUGUGUAUGAUUUGAUAUAUACUUGGAAAGUGUAGAUUUAGUUUAUAACUUGAUAGAAGCCUGCAACAUGCCAACCCAGGUUAAUUUAGCAGUUUCUCAUUUUCAUAACUAUGUGAAAACAUCUGGGACUGAAUCACU
Kogia breviceps (pygmy sperm whale) is the source of this 3333-nucleotide messenger RNA. It is a transcript of the gene SLC16A7, whose product is annotated as solute carrier family 16 member 7. Gene Ontology annotation, molecular function: monocarboxylic acid transmembrane transporter activity. Gene Ontology annotation, cellular component: plasma membrane. The record is from RefSeq and is a predicted model, not a curated record. NCBI's taxonomy places the organism in Eukaryota, Metazoa, Chordata, Mammalia, Artiodactyla, Physeteridae. Gene Ontology annotation, biological process: monocarboxylic acid transport; transmembrane transport.